AUGGGUUCGCACUCUCGCGAUUCAUUCGAUUUCAUCGUGGUCGGAUCUGGCCCAGCCGGAUGUGCCCUCGCAGCCUCCCUAGCCAAAUCAGCCAAACGGCCCAACGUCCUCCUCCUAGAAGCAGGCUCGCGCAACGAUGACAAGACCCUCCGCGUCUCCGGCAAACGCUGGGUAACAAUGAUGGAACCCAACCUAAACUGGGGCUACAAGACCACACCGCAAGAGCACUGCAGUGGUCGUCAAAUCGACUACUCUCGCGGAAAAGGUCUCGGCGGGAGCUCGGCCAUCAACUUCGGCGUGUACACUGUCGGUGCUCGGGAUGAUUAUGAUCAAUGGGCUGCUGAGGUAGCCGAUGAUACUUUUGCGUGGACGAACAUUCACUCCCGAUUCAAGGCUCUGGAGACCUUUGGGAAGAUUGCGACACCCGAGCAGCAGAAGUAUGGAGCGCCGAAGGCGGCGGAUCAUGGUGACAAGGGUCCGCUUGGUAUUGGGUAUGCGGCGGAGUGGGAGUCUGAUUUGCCGUUGAUUCUGGAUGCUUUUGAGGAGGCUGGUGUCGAGCGGAAUAUGGAUCAUAAUUCUGGAAAUCCUAUUGGUAUGGGGUUGUUUAUUAACUCUGUGCGUGAUGGUGUGCGGACUACGGCUGCGGAUUUGGUGAAGGAUGCACCGGAGAACCUAGUCAUCGUCGUGGAUAGUCCAGUGCAGCGUGUUAUCUUUGAGGGUAAGAAGGCUGUUGGUGUUGAGACCAAUGGAAAACAAUAUUUUGCUUCCAAGGAUGUGAUCAUCUCCGCAGGAUCUCUCGAUAGUCCCAAGAUCCUCAUGCACUCGGGCAUCGGUCCAGCCGCAGAGCUGACCAAAUUCAACAUCCCUGUCAUCCAAGAUAUCCCAGCUAUCGGUCAGGGCCUGAAGGACCACCCCUUCGUGACCUUCAUCGUGACUCGGAAACCAGAGACCAACGACCGCAACGCGUUCUUCAAAAGCCCCGAAGCCAUGGAAGCCGCCAUGAAACAAUGGGAGCAAGACGGCACAGGACCCUGGGCCCGUCACGGCAACCAACUUGGCGUCGGAUGGUUCAAAUCCGACAAAAUCACAUCAUCAGAAGAAUUCAAAGCACUACCAGCCGAAGUGCAAGACUUCCUGAACCGCGAGACUAUCCCGCACUAUGAACUAGCCACCGGCCUACCACUACACAUGCAAGUCCCCGAUCUGUUCCCAGACUUCAGCUACGUCUGCCUCGCCGUAUUCCUCAUGAACCAGCAAUCACGCGGCGAAGUCCGCCUCCAAUCAUCCAACCCAGAUGACCCCCUGCUUUUCGACCCGCAUUUCCUCGAACACCCCUACGAUCGCCGCGCUUGUAUCGAAAUGUACAGACACCUGUACGAAGUCGUCGAGCACCCGGCCUUUGCAAAGGAUACUAUUGCGACAGUCAUGGGACCCGCGUCAAAAUCUGACGAGGAUAUCCUGCAGUUCUGGAAGGAUCAUAUGACCUCGAGUUGGCAUAUGACUGGUACGGUGAAGAUGGGGAAGGAGGGGGAGGAAGAUGCGGCUGUUGAUAAUGGAUUCCGCGUUUUUGGUGUGCAGGGCUUGAGGGUGGCGGAUAUGAGUGUCGUUCCUGUUAUGACGAAUAAUCAUACUCAGGCUACGGCGUAUGUUACUGGUGCUACUUGUGGAGAUGUCUUGAUUAAGGAGUAUGGGUUGGAUCAGUAG
Penicillium subrubescens is the source of this 1704-nucleotide messenger RNA. Its product is annotated as GMC family oxidoreductase. The record is from RefSeq and is a predicted model, not a curated record. The coding region runs from base 1 to 1704 and encodes 567 amino acids. The transcript has 3 exons. Gene Ontology annotation, molecular function: oxidoreductase activity, acting on CH-OH group of donors; flavin adenine dinucleotide binding. NCBI's taxonomy places the organism in Eukaryota, Fungi, Ascomycota, Eurotiomycetes, Eurotiales, Aspergillaceae.